Molecule: messenger RNA, 1560 nt
Organism: Closterium sp. Naga37s-1
Lineage: Eukaryota; Viridiplantae; Streptophyta; Zygnematophyceae; Desmidiales; Closteriaceae
Source: the annotation of a GenBank genome assembly
GUCCCUGACAUGGCUGCCCUCUCCGCAUGGCACCAGGCACACACUAGUGCUGGCAGCGUCCCUGACAUGGCUGCCCUCUCCGCAUGGCACCAGGCACACACCUGUGCUGGCAGCGUGGGGAACGUAGCUGGUUGCAGUGGUGGAGUGUGUUCCAUUGCGGUGGUGGUGGCGGACGCACCUGCGUGCAGCACCAGUGCGCUGCAUGCCUUGAUCAGUGUCCUCAGCGAGUGGCGCAGCACCCUCCCUUUUGUCCUCAUCCUCACUGGCGUCCACUCUAUGCCGUCCAUCCCCCGCCUCCUGCCGCCCAGCACCCUCCCCUACCUCCACCUCUCCACCUUCCGCCUGCCCUCUCCGCGCCUCCUCCUCGACCCCCUCCUCCUCUCUGCACUUAUACAGCCCUUGUCCUCCCCCGCCUCGCAAUCACCGUCAAGCGCAGCAGCAGGAGCAGCAGCAGCAGGAGCAGGUGCCCUCCUUCACAACCACUUCUUCAGCGCCCCCACGCUCACCACAGGGGGUGCAUCCGACCCUCCUCCCGGGUCUGCCCUCCACAGCACCGCUGCAGUGCCGCCUGCCUCUGCUGCACCUCCCCCAGUUGCGCCUCCCCUGCUGAGCCAAUGGGCGUCUGCUGUUCAGGCGCUCUACCUCCUCCUCCUCCGCCUCCACGUCCUCCAACCCCACUCUGCCCACCUCCUCACCUUCCUCCUCGCCUCCUCCCACCCGUCUCUCACUCCCCCACGCACUCCCUCACCAGAAUCCCUCCUCCGCCUCCUCUCCUCCCUCACACCUCUCCCCUCCAUCUCCCUCACACCUCUCCCCUCCAUCUCCCUCACACCUCUCCCCUCCAUCUCCCUCACACCAUCAAUCUCCUCGCCCAUUCCACCUACACGAUACAACCCUGCAAGGAAUGCGGGUUCGCCCAUCAGCCCUGCACCAGCAGCAGCACAAGGGAGCUGGGGUUCUCCCAUGCCCCCAGCGCCUACAGCCAUUCAGAUUGCCCUAAGAUCAGGGUCGUAUCGAAGCCAUGCGCCUCCUGCUGCUGCUGUUGCUGCUGCUGCUGCGGCUGCUACCGCUGGUACUGCGACUGUGGGCCAGGCGCUGAGUCACACGCAGUGCUUGCAGCGAGUGGUGCAGGCGACAAACGUACUGGCCCAGCAUGAGCUGGAGGAGGCAGAGCGGAGGCAUGCGGGGAAGGAGGGAAGCCUAGCACAUAUGGAUAGGCCGCAGAAAACGGCUAGACAGAAAGGAGAGGCUGGAGAGGUAGCUGAGGAAAGAGAGGAGGGCGGGGAUGGUGGGGCGGAGGUGGUUGUGAGGAGAGGAGGUACAGAGGCUGCACGGGGGGGAGGAGGAGAGGAGGAGGUGAGGGGAGAGGGAGGGCAGGGAAGGUGUCAGGGAGGCGAUGGGGAGUGGGCGUGGGAGGAGGGGGGUGAGUCCAGAGCAGAGAGGAUGCUGGGCUGGCUGGAGCUCGCCUGUGCCAAGCUGCCUGAGGCCAGAGCAGAGAGGAUGCUGGGGUGGCUGGAGCUCGCCUGUGCCAAAGCAACCAGAGGUGAGUUGGUGGAUUGA